Meleagris gallopavo (turkey) is the source of this 6562-nucleotide messenger RNA. Lineage: Eukaryota; Metazoa; Chordata; Aves; Galliformes; Phasianidae. The record is from RefSeq and is a predicted model, not a curated record.
AAGCCUUCCUCCCCACAGUGGGCUCUGUUCUGGGCAGACUCAUGGCAGAAACUCCAAGUACAACUUCCAGCCCAAAGAGAAAAGCAGGGGAAAACGUCGGAGAAUAGAAGCAUCCUGAGAUGAAGAAUAUUUUGAUUUUGUUCUCCCUGGAAAAAGGCUGAAACCAGAGGAAGAGCUGAAAAUUGAGCUGUUUAAAGCAGCUCUCUAGCAUUCUAUCCUUACUCUUUAAAUCUUCGUAUAAACUGCAGCAAGACCAGCCACAGGUCCUUGUUCGCAAGGCUCGGGCACGCCGCCGAGCUCCGUUAAUUGAUCGGACGGCGCCGCAGCGCCAGCAGCGCUCCUGGCAGGGAGCGGAGCUGUCCGCGGUGCUGCCCGCGCCCGCCGGCUUUAUUCCCAUCAGAGCCGCUCCGAGGAAUAAAUCACACAGCAUUUAUCUCAAUUGCUCCCCUGCAGAGACAGCAACGGGGCAGUUAUCGAUACAUCCCUCACCUGACAAGAGCAGGCCACUUAAAGGACUCAUUACUAUUUUUAUUUUUUUUUCCUUUAAGCACCUGCUUUUUAACUUUGCUUCCCCUCAGCUUGCAGCAGGCUGGAUGCGCUGGAGACUGCUGAAUCCAUCACAAUUGCUAUUGCCGUUCACAGACACCUUUUUUAUAAACAGUUCACCCAUUUCCCAACGGAAAGCUCUGCUUCAUCCCCUACCCAGUAAAACCAGCACCCUCCUCCUGGCUCCCGAAGCUGCUAUCCUUCCCCUAAGCCAGCCUGGAAAGAUUGGGAAGCUGUUGCAGAUACCUGGCUUAUGACAAAGAGCAGGACAGGAGUGACAAUAAGCUCAGGUUUCCCCUUUCCAGCUCAUCCCAACACCCACCAGCUCAAGGAGAGGAGAUUACUGGGGAAAUGGCCAAGACCCGUGAGCACUCACCCAGACAGGGAUCUAUACAGCUCAAAAGCAGCUCCAAGGCAGGGGCUACAACAUAGCUAAUGUUGCCCCACAGUAAAUAACAUGGCACUGCCUUUUCUUGCCAGAAACCAACACACUACUUAGACAUCGCUUGACACAACCAGUGCUGAAUGUUAACCCACAGUGCUGCACCACCUUUUGAAAAAUACGAACAACUCAUUCAAAUAAAUCACCCUAAUAACCAGUGACCGCAAGGCAGUCAGCAGAGAACAUUUUGUUUUGGUGAGCAAAGUAUUGAUUGCACAUCCAUGUCCUUGAGAUGAACUUGGCUCUUUGAAAGCAGCAGAAGCCCAAUGAAACAGGAUCCUCUCCCUGCUAAUCCCUUUGAAGGAUGAAGCAGAGCUGUUUUACCAAGCUGGACUCAGCCACAACACUUCUCUAGUGGCCUCAGAGACUCCCAGGACAUGUUGAGCAUACAACAAAAGUUCCACCUCCUCAUUCCCCCCGGGUUUCCUUGCUGAGGGGCUUCAGGAGGCUUGGACAACAUCACUCACACUGCCAUCAAUAGUGGAGCAAUCUCACAGAUGAUUUGCUGUGUUUUCCAAAAGCAAAGAAGGCUUCAGCCCUGUCUGUGCCGAGAGCUGUGGGUGCUGCUGCAGCCAAACAUCACCAUUUUCCACAGCCCCAAAGUAAUGGAUGGCCUAUGCCUGUGGUCAGCAGUGUAUUAGUUUUAUGGAAGCAAUAAAGCAGCAUCAAUUUUGCAAUACAGGUUAUUUCCCCCUCCCUAAAAUACUGAUUGCCUUUGCACAGCUGACUCAAGCUUUAUGAAGCGAACAUGAGUUUCGAGAGGCAAAGCCCAUCUCCACCACACAUAUUUGCCAGGGAUAGAAACUUUGUCCCUCUUGCACCGUGCUGGUGAUGGGGCUGUCUGCACAAGGAUGGAUCCAAAUGGCUCAGAGGGAAGAUGCCACUUGUAGCCUUAACAGUGAGUUAAGCAGGGCUUGAUUCUCAGGGUUUCAUACCACUGCAUGUUUGCGAUCGUCCUCCAUAAGUCAGUGAAUUUUACUGCAAAUCUGUUUAAGAACAGACUCGGAGAAAGCAUGGUCAGCGCAUUUGUCUUGGGGAUAUAAAAGAAACAAAAGCCCCCUCCUCAUGCUAGACAACAAGAUGAGAUUCUUAGUCACCCUCUCAUCUCCGACAAAGCUUUAAUCAAACACAUCCCAACCAAAGCACGCAGGAUGCUGUGCUCACUGUGGGUCCUGAGAACAAAUGCCAUGCAUGCAGCCCCUGCACCCUUCCCCUGGGAGUGCACCCCACAGACAGCAGCACCCAGGCACACAGCCAAAGCAACAUGAAAGCCAAUCCCAGGGGAACAGUUGGGGGAGUGAAAGGAAGGACAUCAGGUGUUCCUUGUGCUGGAAAAUAGAAAAUCUUCCCAUUGAAGCCUUCAAUGCAAACACUUUUACAACUUUUGAGCUGGGAAUAGAUCACGAUCAUAAUGCUUCCACCUUUCAACAGCAGUAGGCAAUAGUACCCCUUGUCCUCACAGCUCUCUGCAUCACCUUACAGCAAAAUUUGAAAUAAAGGAGGAAAGUCCUUCAGCCUUUCCUCUCCGGGAUGCACUGUGUGUGAGGGACACCCUCACCACCCACUCUGAAAGUAGCAGCUCUAAAGACAGCAGCCAGGUAACACACACACGAGAUGUGCGGUACAGAUUUUGCUUUGAAAGGUUGGUUCAGCCUGCCAGCCUCUUUUCUGGGAAUUAGUGUGGAAACAAACAAGUCCCACCCAGUAAGAAGAACCACUGAUGUUGCCAGAACUGUGUCAGCUCCUUUGCUUCCUUCUAUCUCCCAGCAGUAAUGGGGCUCCCUCUUGUCUCCAUCCAGAGAGAGAAUGUUUCACAAAGGGUUGGAAAUAAAACCUGCCUUAACACCAGUGAGACCCAGAAGAUGCUGUCUGAUAGGCACACAUUGCAUCACAAUGGCAAGGUGCAGGGACUGGGACCAGGCUCAUGAAAAGCUCUCCUCCUCCAGUGGAUGCCAAAAUCCACCCCAGGAUCCCUCCAAGCAGCCUCACAGCCAGCAGGUAACAUUCCCAUGGUGACAGUCUCACCUGCAGAUCAGUUACACCUGCAGUAGUGCUAUGUAUCUCACCCAGACCUGCUCACACGUGUUGAGUUCAGAUCUGGGCAAGUUUCUGACAGCUUCAUGUUCCCCCCCCACACAAUCAUACUUUUCCCCUCAGAUAAUCUCUCUCUGUGAACAGUAGAUCUAGCAUUUUAUUCUCCCCGUUUUUUUUUUUCUUUUACUGUUCAAUGUAUUCUUGACAAAGAGAACAGUGAUUCCUAAACCAAUGCCUUCCCACUGCAGCCCUAUAAAAUGCAGCUUCCCCUACAACUCACAAACAGUUCCAAUUUUUCCCCCAAAACCAGGAGAGCAGCUCUGAAGGAAUCUUAUUUUCUGAUGAAAUAACAUUCUUAUAAUUCCUAUGGAUAUUCCUCGGGCAAUCUUCACUUUGUUUCAUUUUACUGAGGUCUAGCAACUGACCAGAUUUUGGUAGGGAUACAGAAAAUACCAACAAGAGUUGUGCUCCAGGCCUGGAAAAAAAGGAGCAUCUGCUGAAAAGUCAGUUCUACCCAUGGCCCUCAAGAAGACACUUCAAAGUGUUUGAUUCCCAGCCCAUUACCAGUGCACAGGAAUCUUGCAAGAAAAGGCCAAACAUCCCCAGAAAAGGAGCAAAAUCAAACACAGCUCUUAACAGCAUGGCUCAUUCCAAUAUGCUGACCCACUUGGUGCUGCACACUGGCAGUAGAGUGCUGAUGGAUGGAUGCCUCUCCUCUGCUAUUAAAUCAAAGGUCAGGCAGCCUCCAGCUGGGUGCUGCAUUUAAAAGACUAAAGGAGAAAGAGGAUGACCUUUGGCUUCCUUCCUACAUUCACAUGAAAAUAAAAGUGAUCAUAUGCUGUUGCUGACUUCGUUAUUCAACCUGGGGUUUGUUUCUUUACAGCACUUCUGCAGCUCCUCAAGCACAUCCCAAGAUUAAGCUGUGUUUCCAAAAGCUGGACCAGGAGCUCAGCUGGAAGCAGCAGCGCUCUUGCAAGGUAUGGCUGUUUAUUUUUUCAUUACCAGCUCCGUAAUGUUGCGUUCCCUCCUCCCACUCCCACUCCCUUCCCCUCUCACACAUCUGUGCAUCUUUCCUUGUUAAAAACAGCCAGUGCUCCCUAUUGGGAUAUUCCAGCUCCCCCCCUCUGCCGCUUCACACAUCCCCUGCUCAAACAGCCACAGCCUGACAGCCCUGGGUGCUGCCUGUGCACCUCAUUCCUGAAGAGAGCAGCCCUGCUGCACCAGCUGCUCACCAGCAUCUGCCUCAUUUCCUAUUUAAAUAGCCCAGCACACACAGAACUUUUCUUCCCCCCGAUGGGAAGGAGUGCUAAUUGCUCAGCCGUGCCAUGCACACACGGCCACCAUGUUGCUAUGAUCUCAAAGAUGGGUAACGUCAGCAUCCCGGGGACCCUCCUCCAGCUGGGAUCGGCGAGCCAAGGCUGAGCUACACGGAGCAGCGGUGCCGGAGGAGCAGCAGAGCUGCACACCAGGGCACCCUGAGAGGAGAAUAGCUGUGUCACAAAUGUUAUCGUCCAUGCAAUCUCAGCUGCUGAAAUGAGCUUGAAGUCCCCAGUCUAAAGAGAGGCACUAAUUAAACACAGCAAUGCUCCUGCUCUGAUAUGGAAAAGCAAGCACUGUGCAAGUGAAACAGCCAUCCCUCACAUCCUCCAGGAGAGGAGGAAAGCCGCCCAGGCACAAAGCUUCCCCUGCCCUCCUUGUUGCUGCCAGCCCUGAGGACUGCAAACAGCUGAACUGCACCUCUCCAGCAGAGAAAAGGAUGCUCUGAGAGCUGUUCCACUUGCACAGGAGGAUACAAUUCUCAUUUGCUUUCUUCAUGAAGCCUUGGACGCCAGAGGGCAGCCUGUGACCAGCAGGCAUGGGGAACAGCUCUCUGUGGGACAGUUUGAACGGCACCUGCAGCAAUGCAGCCAACAGCUCCUACCUGGACAGCGAUAUGAUGUUCAACUUCACCUUCCAAGAGCAAUCAGCUGAUUUCUAUGUUGUCCUCCCUGUGAUUUACUCUGUAAUCUGUGCUGUUGGGCUCACAGGCAACACUGCCGUCAUCUACGUGAUCCUCAAGGCUCCCAAGAUGAAAACUGUGACAAACAUGUUCAUUCUGAACCUUGCUAUAGCCGAUGACUUGUUCACACUUGUCUUGCCCAUUAAUAUCGCUGAACACCUCCUCCACUAUUGGCCCUUUGGAGAAGUCCUCUGCAAGGUCAUCUUGUCCAUAGACCACUACAACAUCUUCUCCAGCAUUUAUUUCUUAACAGUGAUGAGCAUAGACAGGUACCUGGUAGUGCUGGCUACAGUCAGGUCCAAGAGGAUGCCGCACCGUACGUACCGAGCAGCCAGGAUCGUCAGCUUGUGCAUCUGGAUCCUAGUCACCAUCAUAGUUCUCCCUUUCAUCAUCUUUGCCAAUGUAUACAUAGAUGACCUGAAGAUCAAGAGUUGCGGUCUAAAUUUCCCCAAGCCUGAAAGGUUUUGGUUCAAGGCCAGCAGGAUCUAUACCCUCAUCCUUGGCUUUGCCAUUCCAGUGUCUACUAUCUGCAUCCUCUACACUAUGAUGCUCUACAAGCUGAGGAACAUGCACUUGAACUCUAACGCCAGAGCUCUGGACAAAGCCAAAAAGAAAGUCACCAUCAUGGUCUUCAUCGUCCUGGCUGUGUGUCUCUUCUGCUGGACCCCCUUCCACCUGGCCACCAUCGUGGCUUUGACCACUGACUUGCCCCAGACCUCCAUGGUCAUUGGUAUCUCCUACUUCAUCACCAGCCUAAGCUAUGCCAAUUCAUGCUUGAAUCCUUUCUUGUAUGCUUUCCUGGAUGACAGCUUUCGGAAAAGCUUCCGGAAGAUGCUGGAAUGCAGAACUUCUUGAACAGUGGAUGGGAGGUUUGCAGCUCCCUUCCCUCCCAUAGCUUUGCAAGGGAAACUUUGCAGACUUCAGAGGGUGGCUAACGAAUGCAUAAGUCUUCUCUUUAGUUUGUAUGUAAUGUAUGUUUACCAUCAUCAUUCACAGUUUGUCCAGCGUUUUUCAUCUCUGCAUCCUCAAACUUCUCAAAGCUGUAUUUCUACGUUCUCACUUUUAAUCACACUCCAAAGCAGUAAGGACAGAAAACUUCUUUUGCAAAGGUUUGCUUCUGCUACACAGCGGUCCUCUAUUGCCAUCUGCUGUACAGCAUAGUGAAGCUGUAGACCAACUUUCAGGCUGAGGGAGCAGCAGGGCUAGCAUCCACCUUGUGACAUAUCAACAACACAGAGGAUGCAAGAUGAGUAUUUGGAAAGAGAAAAUAACCAUUUUCAUGUGUGCACACGUGUUACAGCUUUGCUUUUGUUUGAGGGAUGUCAGCUCCACUCUGACCCCAGUUUCCUUCUUUCUUGAACUGUUACCAGUUGUUACGUUUAAACCAAAAGAAAAACCCGUGUCUUAAAAGUGCUGUUCAAUAACACACCUUAAAAAUAUUGUGGUAACUGUGGGAAUUUGUGUUAGAAAUUAUUUUUAACUAACGAUUCCUGUUCAAUGUCAGAUAUAUAUUUAUUUAAGUGAUUGACAAAAUAAACUUC